Cryptococcus deneoformans JEC21 is the source of this 3058-nucleotide messenger RNA. RefSeq names its product expressed protein. The transcript has 3 exons. The coding region runs from base 342 to 2045 and encodes 567 amino acids. The record is from RefSeq and is a predicted model, not a curated record. Lineage: Eukaryota; Fungi; Basidiomycota; Tremellomycetes; Tremellales; Cryptococcaceae.
GAAGCGUCGACUAGUCCCAAUUCAUUACUCACAAAUCGAUCAUCUCGUACUAUUUAGACGUACUAUUACGAGAAUACGAACGCUAUUCAAUAGUCGAGAUUGCUAAGCCGGGUUGGCGAUAAUCGACAAGCAACGAUCGAUUAAACGCUGUGUGGAACGCGAAACACGGGUACCGGGAAGAGUAGGAAGAAGGAGGCAAUAACGUUGUCUUUAUCUUCUUUACCUUUUUCUGCGUUAUGAUGCCGUACGGGCUGUAACAUUCCGCACCCGUAACCCGAGGGCCGAGAUUCGUUUUGGAACAAAUCAAUUAAUAUUUAAAAGCAGAAUUCGCUUGCAAGAAAAUGGAGAGCGAAAUAGAUUGGGUAUGUCAUCCGCAUACGCUUAGAAAACCCUUUCAAGAAGGUCACAAGAAUGGGAUUCUGGGAAGAGAUAGUCUAGACAUACAAUUCUCGACCCGCCAACUUCAGGAAUCCGACCGUGGUAACUGUUCCACCCCCAGUUCUUCUAUUAUGCCGAACAUCGUCCUUCCCUAUCCCACAAAUACAUUCGCCAGACAUCCAUCUUCGAAUUCAUAUUUCCCUCCCAUAUCUCCCACUCGUCCCCGCCCAAAGCCAACUAAGCCUAAGUUAUCGGACAUCCUUCUCCCCCGCCCUACUCUCCGUACUACAACGUCCAUGCCUCUUUUGAAGCCGCCAACAAUGGCUCCAGAAGGAGAUAACGAGAAACAAGGACGAUUAGGGAAGUUGAGAAAGAUGGGUUCGGAUCUGUUGAUGAAAGCAAGAUUGAAGAGGGGCGACAACUGGGCUGAAUGGGAAGUCGUGGAUGCGUCGGAAGGAAGCAUGUCUAACAGACGACGAAGCUCUGUCCAGGUUGACAGAGGGUUGAAGAAUGAGAAGAGGAGCUCAAGAAUUCCAUGGCCGCCUUCACCAUCUUUUGAGUGGAGGGUUGGAGGCGACGAUUCAAACUCGACUUCCGACGGAUCCCAACGUCCGACAUCGUUCCCUUCAUUUGCAUCUUUCCUGGAAAUCCCCGCUGGUACAGGGCUUGAACGCAGCGGCUCUGACACCAAUUCUGGAUCGGGAGAAGGGUCAGGAUUUACCUCUUCCAGGGAAGAAUGGCGAUCGAGUACUAUAGAGCCGUUUAUCUCUUCAUUCCCCUUCCCUCCAACUCCUAUGACAAGGAAACAACUGGUACAGCAGUUCAAUGAAGACCCGCCUCUUCCUGUAGACCAUCCUUUUAAUACCGGGAAAACACCAAAGCUGGCAGGUGCUCCAACAUUACCUCAAGGGGUGCAUUGGAGAGAGGACAUUAUCGGGACUCCGAAGCUGCCCCAUACACCUUCAACCACUCAAUCUCCCCGCUCACUUAUCACGCCCCGUACACCACAAACUCCUCGUAAUCAAAAGCUUCAAUCUCGUCAGGCUACUCUAUCUUUACCCAUCACACCCAGUUCCAGUUUCUCAGAUGGCCCUUCUUUAGAUUCCAACCAGCUUUUAUCAGCACUUUCUGCCGUUCUGUACCUUCGUUCUGUACUCUACACCCAUGCGGCUUCAGCACAAAGUCUUCUUGAAUCACAUGCAGAAGUAUUACCUGGAUUUGUGUAUCGGAGUCUUUCAAGACAGAUUGAUCAGUGGUGGACAAAAUGGCGAAGUGUGUUGAAUAACAUGGGCGCCCAGACCGCAUCCGCUCUCCUUCAUCUCUCUUCUCCACCCCCUCCCCCUCCGUCGCCUUUACCUCUACCAGCAGAUACGAUCAAUUCGCCUAUCCCCUCACCACUCACUCAUGACACACUUCAAAGGCUUAUAUGGUCCUUGGAAGAAGCUGGUCAAGUCCCUUCGUUCACUUUUGCGAGAAUGUUUGGCAAGUCUGCACAAGUGAGACUACGAAAGUUGGAGGAUGAAGAAGUGUGGGAAGCGACGCGGAAAGGGUGGAGAGAGUAUCAGGAUGAUGAGUGGGGCUGUUUGCAGAGAGAAGUAUGGAGGGAGUCCGGCGAUGUUCGCGUCUUUGGACUUGCUGGAAGGAAGGGCAAGAAGGGCAUCAUGUGAUCAUGGCAGCGGUUGAUGGUACCCAUAACAGUUCAAAACUGUUUAUUCAUUUCAAAACAUAGGACAUCGUUCAGGCUUAUCAUUCAUCUAUAGUCUAGAACAAAUCCACCUCGUCCUUUGCAUACCCUCGAACACCCCUCACACGCCCUUCAAAUCCAAACAAGUCACCCUCGUACGCAACCCAAGCCUUCUCAUUCUCUCUCAAAGCGUUGUUGUUCUCGUUGAGUCCUAACAACUCUUCGAGGUUGUUGGACACAAGGGCCAAAGCCGACGAUUUAGAGAAGAUUUCCGGGGAAUUGGCGUAAACCCAUGCAGCGUCGUAUCGCGUGUUGCGCGCUUGCCAUUCUUCAACGAUACCAAGGCCAACUUUCUGUAAGAUGGUCAAGCGUCAGUCAGUUUCAAAAUUAAACAAAAUUGGGAAAGACCGUACGACGCCAUGAGAAACAAGGUAUGAUGGAAGAGUGUGGUUUGAAAGAGGAGGACCAGGAAUUAUGCGACGCUGGUCCCACUCUUCAGGGUAAGAUCUACUGGGGGCGACGAUGACGCCAAUGUCCUCGUCGGCAAGGUCUUGAGCAAUCUAGGUACAUGACUCGUGCCCUCCCAAAAUGGUGAUCUUCACCUUCCUUCCCACUUCCCUCUUCAAUCUCACCAAAGCACUUAUCACAUCGGCAGAAGAAACUUCCACGACCAACCUCAAUUCUCCAUUCGCCACCUUCUUGAAUGCCCGUACCGUUUCAGUGUGGCCUUCGACUUCGCCAAGCAAGAGACGUCGAAGGAUGGCAAUCUUCGAAGAGAUGGAUGUAGGAGUGUUCUCGAGAGAGAGAUGAAGCGCUGCAGAAGGGUUCUGGAUAGCAUGCCGGGCGAGAGGGUGGGGAGCAGAGGGAGAGAAGGAGAAAGAGAGGCCAGAGAUAAGUGAGGUGGAGAUGGGGUAGGCGACGAUGGUAGUUACACCGGAGCUGUAGGCGAGACUAAAACAUUCUUGUCAGAAGGGCGAUGAAUAACUCUUGAAUAAC